Messenger RNA from Zingiber officinale, 1192 nucleotides. RefSeq names its product gamma-glutamyl peptidase 5-like. The transcript is spliced from 4 exons. The record is from RefSeq and is a predicted model, not a curated record. Gene Ontology annotation, cellular component: cytosol. Lineage: Eukaryota; Viridiplantae; Streptophyta; Magnoliopsida; Zingiberales; Zingiberaceae. The coding region runs from base 180 to 962 and encodes 260 amino acids.
UUAUAAAAAGCUUCCCAUCCCCUUCCUCCGCUCUGACUUCUCCAUUCCUCCACGCUUCUUCUUCCUCAAAAGGAGGGUUUUAAGAGCGAAUCCGUCAUUCCCGUCCUCCUCCUCCUCCUCCUCCUCCUCCUCCCACUCCAUUCCCCCUCAAAAAAAACAUAUCUUUAGCGAGAACGGAGAUGGGAGGAGCAAAUGGAGACGCGGCGGAGAAGCAAGAGGAAGAGGGGCGGAGGAAGUUCGCGGUGCUGCUGUGCGCCGAAGACUCCGAGUACAUGCAGAAAUCCUACGGGGGGUACUUCAAGGUCUUCGUCAGACUACUGGGGGAGGAGGGUGAGACGUGGCACGUCUACCGCGCCGCCCACGGCGAGCUGCCGACGGCCGACGAGGCGGACGCCUACGACGGGUUCGUGAUCACCGGGAGCUGCAAUGACGCGGAAGGAGACGACCCGUGGAUCCAGGGCCUCGUCGUCUUCCUCAAGGCGCUCGACGUCAAGAAGAAGAAGGUCCUCGGCGUCUGCUUUGGCCACCAGAUUUUAAGCAGGGCUUUAGGCGGGAAGACAGGGAGAGCCAAGAAAGGUUGGGACAUAGGAGUCACUUGCAUCCACCCCUCUCGCACCAUCAUCGAUAUGCAGUCUCCACUCGACAUCCCCUCUCAUCUUCCUGUGAUCGAAUUCCACCGCGACGAAGUAUGGCAACUGCCUCCCCAAGCAGAGGUCCUGGCUUGGUCCGAUAAGACAGGUAUCGAGAUGUUUAGGUACGAAGAUCACAUAUUGGGCAUUCAAGGCCACCCUGAGUACAACAAAGACAUCUUGCUGCACCUCGUCGAUCGCCUCCUCCAACGCAACCUCAUUCAGACUUGCCAUGCUGAAAAAGCGAAGAGGAGCAUUGAUACACAUGAACUAGAUCGCGAAGCUUGGAAGAGGCUCUGCAAGGGGUUCUUGAAGGGGAAUCUUUCAUGGUAGCUAGCAGCGAUUUAUCGUUCGGUUGGAAAUCGAAGGAGAAUUGAUCUCUACUAAAGCUCUAUAUUUCGUACAUAGGGACUCGUGUUCAUGGUGAAACGGGAACAGUUUGAUUAAUGCAAAUGUUAAUAGUUGUUAGUUUGCUCUCGAGAUUUAUAUUAGAACAAGAAACAAUAUAAAUUGGAUAAAAUCAAGAUUAUCAUGAAUGAUAUUAUUUAUGAUCGUUUGAGUUA